AUGGUUCGAACUCUCAACAGCAUCGUCGCGGUGUCCCAGAACAUGGGCAUCGGCAAGAACGGGGACCUGCCCUGGCCCCCGCUCAGGAAUGAGUUCAAGUAUUUCCAAAGAAUGACCACCACGACGGCCGCAGAAGGUAAACAGAACUUGGUGAUUAUGGGUAGGAAGACCUGGUUCUCCAUUCCCGAGAAGAGUCGGCCUUUAAAGGACAGGAUUAAUUUAGUUCUCAGUAGAGAACUCAAGGAACCUCCAAAAGGAGCUCAUUUUCUCGCCAAAAGUCUGGAUGAUGCCUUAAAACUUAUUGAGGAACCAGAAUUAACAAAUAAAGUGGAUAUGGUUUGGAUAGUAGGAGGCAGUUCCGUUUAUAAGGAAGCCAUGAACAAGCCCGGCCAUCAACGACUCUUUGUGACAAGGAUCAUGCAAGAAUUUGAAAGUGAUACAUUUUUUCCAGAAAUUGAUUUGGAGAAAUACAAACUUCUCCCAGAGUACCCAGGUGUUGUUUCUGAUGUCCAGGAGGAAAAAGGCAUUAAGUACAAAUUUGAAGUAUAUGAAAAGAAUGAGUAA
Molecule: messenger RNA, 564 nt
Organism: Pipistrellus nathusii (Nathusius's pipistrelle)
Lineage: Eukaryota; Metazoa; Chordata; Mammalia; Chiroptera; Vespertilionidae
Source: the annotation of a GenBank genome assembly